AUGGACUAUUCCCAGAGUCGGAGCAAAUCGAUCAACCCUGAUGGUCAUCCGUUUCAAGAUGAGAGGCUGCAGUUAUCCCAUAUCAAGGGGCCAAUAUCUUGGUUGAAUCCUACACACGUUAUCUCUAAACCGUUUUCUUUUGUGCAUGCUCGAGAGCAUUCAUCUGCUAAGAUUAUCCAUCUCGCGAAAAGUCAACUGCGACAUGAAAGGAAAGUGAAAGGUGAUAUCAGCUACGAAUGGAGGUCACGAGAUAACAGAAAAGGAAGACAUUCACUAAUAGUUGGACGUCCAACUGAGCCCGGGAAACGUGUACAUAUUGUAUCCAAAUGGGUGAACUCCUUUAGGGCAACUCUGGGAGGCAUCAAACGCAUGGUAGUACAAUACCCAUAUUGGGACAUAUCAUAUCUGACAGCAAUUUCUUUCACUCUUGGUUCCAUUGUCUGGGUAAUGAACUCAUUCUUCGUUUUCCUACCACUCGUUCAACCGAAGUCGGAAUUCGCCCAUGAAAUUUUGAUCGCCGGGGGGGUAUCAGCAUUCGUGGGGGCGACAAUUUUUGAAGUGGGAAGCAUCUUCCUCGUACUAGAAGCAAUCAAUGUGCAUGACACCGGCUGUUUUGGAUGGGCGCUCGAACAUUUCAUAUCCGAAAAAGGUGAAUCCUUGCUUCGAGUCUACCCCGAUCCAAGGAGCUGCACCCACCAUCAUGUAAACCAAAGAAACCUUGUUGGCCGAGGUGGCUUAGAAACACCGAUUACCAACAACUCGUCUGGUGAGGUAGGCUCACCGAGGGCGGGGAUGCCUAGGUCACCGAGUUUCAAAUGGUUGCCAACUCUGACGGACCUUCGAACUCAUUAUAUUCACGAGCUGGGCUUUCUAGCUUCCUCCAUGCAACUCAUCGGGGCAAGCAUAUUUUGGAUAGCUGGUUUUACCUCUUUGCCUGGGAUUAACAACCAUCUUAGCGAAAACCUCGCCAACGGUGUGUACCGGGCUCCUCAGAUAAUAGGUGGAGUUGGAUUUAUUAUAAGCUCGACACUAUUCAUGCUUGAAACGCAGAAAAACUGGUACACACCGGCCCUUCGAACACUAGGAUGGCAUAUUAACCUGUGGAAUCUCAUAGGUUCAUUCGGAUUCACUCUCUCCGGUAUUUUCCUCCUUGCGUAUAACAACUCCGGUUUGCAAUAUCAAGCCUGCCUCUCGACAUUCUGGGGUUCAUGGGCCUUCUUGGUCGGCUCAGUAAUCCAAUGGUAUGAGAGUUUGGAUAAGUACCCUGUCGAAGACCGUGGGUCACUAGUUGAGGGGUGA
Molecule: messenger RNA, 1299 nt
Organism: Histoplasma capsulatum G186AR
Lineage: Eukaryota; Fungi; Ascomycota; Eurotiomycetes; Onygenales; Ajellomycetaceae
Exons: 3
Coding region: 1-1299 (432 amino acids)
Source: RefSeq, a predicted model, not a curated record